AUGACAGACUACAUAUUGGUCCACCGAUUCAACGCGAUCUUCUUGGCGUUUGUCUACGCUUCCGGCAGCACCAAUAUGUUUUAUGCGCAGAUGUCGAAAAGAUGUUUCGAGGCACACACCAAUUUUCAGCGCAUUGUUUGGCGCAAGACUGAGAAUGAACCUAUGCUUAAUUUUCGCAUGCUGACGGUUACCUACGGAUUGGCACCGUCACCAUUUCUGGCUGUUCGAGUUCUAAAGCAACUUGCCGACGAUCAUGGCCAUGAAUACCCUGCAGCAGCUCACGCUCUUCUGCACGAUGCCUAUGUGGACGAUAUCCCUACAGGCGCCAACACAUUCGAGGAGCUUAUGAUUCUCAAAGACGAGCUUAUAGCCCUCUUGGAUAAGGGAAAAUUCAAGCUACGCAAAUGGAGUUCUAAUAGUUGGCGUCUUCUGAAAUCAUUACCAGAGGAAGAUAGAUGUUUUGAACCUAUCCAGCUCCUCAACAAAUCAGCUGCAGAUUCACCUGUCAAAGUUCUUGGUAUCCAAUGGAACCCUGGGAAGGACGUUCUGUAUCUCAACCUAAAGGGAUGCAAUGCGACCAUUUCUCCGACGAAAAGAGAACUCUUGUCUCAGCUAUCAAGAAUUUAUGAUCAGCUUGGACUGGUAGCGCCGGUCACAGUUCUACUCAAGCUAAUCUUCCAAGAAAGCUGGACAAGUGUCCUGCAGUGGGACGACCCCAUUCCUGAAAGUCUACGUACGCGCUGGAGAGCCUUAGUUGAGGAUUUGCCAGCACUUACGCAAUGCCAAGUACCAAGGUAUAUUGCGUCACCAUUUCGAGAUGUUCAACUACACGGAUUCGCCGACGCAUCCUCGCACGGCUACGGUGCGGUAGUUUACGCUCGAGUUGCAGUUGGAUGCAGCUUUCAAGUAACUCUGGUUGCCGCCAAAACACGGGUGGCCCCGAUCAAGCCCGUAUCAAUUCCACGUUUGGAGCUAAACGCUGCGUUACUUCUAUCUCGAUUGCUUUCUAUUGUCAAAACAUCACUAACAAUUCCUCUUUUCAGCACGAGCUGCUGGACAGAUUCAGAAAUUGUGCUACACUGGCUUUCAGCUCCCCCUCGACGGUGGAACACCUACGUCUGCAACCGAACUUCUGAGAUAUUGAGCGACUUUCCCCGUAGCUGCUGGAACCAUGCUCGCACGGAAGACAAUCCUGCUGAUUGUGCUUCCCGAGGACUUCAUCCGUCAAAGCUUCUGGAGCAUCGACUGUGGUGGAAAGGUCCGUCCUGGCCGACCACACCCACCUCUGAGUGGCCACCUUCUACAAGCAAGUUCAGCGUAUCUUCAAGUUUCGAUGUCAACACCGAAGAACGAGCCAUAAAGCCCACGACUCUACAUAACAUUCCUGAUGAAAGUAUACACGAGUUACUCAUCCACAAAUUCUCAACCUGGACGCGUCUUAUAAGGGUAUCUAGCUACUGUCAUCGCUUUAUUCACACUCUUCGAUCUCAUCAUAGGAAUUCGGCACCAUUCCUUACGUCUGAAGAGUUGCUGGACGCACAGCGCCGACUUAUUCGACAUGUGCAACAAAAAUCCUUUGCCAGAGAAUAUGCGCAGCUAGAGAAUCGACGCCAGCUUAACGCUAAAUCGCAUCUUAUCCGGUUUUCUCCGUUUCUGGAUGAUUAUGGAGUAAUGCGAGUCGGUGGGAGAAUCAAGCAAUCUACACUCAACUACAACGCCAAGCACCCGAUUCUGAUACCCAAAGAUACACCACUAGCUGGACUGCUGGUUCGACAUUUUCAUGUCUCCUAUCUGCACACUGGAGUUGAUGCAACGUUCACCAAUCUUCGUCAGCAGUACUGGAUUCUGGGAGCCCGCAAUCUCGUCAGAAAGGCAGUCUUCCAAUGCAAAUCCUGUUUUCUUCAACGAAAGUGCACAAGCAACCAGAUCAUGGGAGAGCUACCAAUUCCUCGAGUUCAAGCUAGCCGCUGCUUUCAACACACAGGGCUGGACUACGCUGGACCGAUCGCAAUCAAGGAAUCAAAAGGAAGAACUCCACGCAUCGGAAAGGCAUGGUUUUCUAUUUUCGUGUGCCUCACUACAAAGGCACUUCACAUCGAGGUUGUUAGUGAGCUAACUACACAGGCUUUCUUCGCAGCCUUUCAACGAUUCAUUGCCCGCCGAGCGAAGUCUACUGACCUGUAUUCGGACAACGGAACUACAUUUCAUGGAGGCAAGCAAACUUUGGAUGGCAUGAGACGUCUGGCCAUUCAGCUUGGAUCAAAGGCUUUAAGGUUUGAGGAGCUCUCUACUGUCCUGACCCAAAUUGAAGCUAUCCUGAAUUCACGCCCUCUAAAUGGAUUCUUGGCCCCAUCACCGCAGUGCACGCAGGAAUCGACGACAAGGUCCGAGUCGUUACAGUGA
Drosophila yakuba is the source of this 2403-nucleotide messenger RNA. RefSeq lists its product as uncharacterized. The record is from RefSeq and is a predicted model, not a curated record. The transcript has a single exon. Lineage: Eukaryota; Metazoa; Arthropoda; Insecta; Diptera; Drosophilidae. Gene Ontology annotation, molecular function: nucleic acid binding. The coding region runs from base 1 to 2403 and encodes 800 amino acids.